Megalops cyprinoides (Indo-Pacific tarpon) is the source of this 1837-nucleotide messenger RNA. It is a transcript of the gene parvab, whose product is annotated as parvin, alpha b. Gene Ontology annotation, cellular component: actin cytoskeleton; focal adhesion; cytoplasm. The record is from RefSeq and is a predicted model, not a curated record. Gene Ontology annotation, biological process: substrate adhesion-dependent cell spreading; cilium assembly; establishment or maintenance of cell polarity. Gene Ontology annotation, molecular function: actin binding. NCBI's taxonomy places the organism in Eukaryota, Metazoa, Chordata, Actinopteri, Elopiformes, Megalopidae. The transcript has 13 exons. The coding region runs from base 196 to 1314 and encodes 372 amino acids.
AGUAGGGGAGGGAACAUAGAACAAGGAAGCGAACUAGGAAUGCAAUAACUGAGAAAGCUGACAUCCGAGGGCCAGGCAAAUACUUGGAAUUCCGCUUCCGUUUUAGGAGUAAACUUUGAUUAGACAUUCUUGUCUGCAAAUCCAAACUUCUGCGACACAACUGACGCUGAGAAUCAGUGAGGGAAUACACCAUCCAUGGCUUCUUCGCCGCAGAAAUCUCCGUCUUCUCCCAAAUCGCCGACUCCUAAAUCUCCACCCUCAAGAAAGAAAGAUGACUCGUUUCUCGGGAAACUUGGAGGAACUUUGGCAAGAAGGAAAAAGGCAAAAGAAGUGUCUGAACUCCAGGAAGAAGGGAUGAAUGCCAUCAACUUGCCGCUCAGCCCCAUCCCCUUUGAGCUGGACCCAGAGGAUACCAUGCUCGAGGAAAACGAGGUCCGCACCAUGGUUGAUCCCAACUCCAGGAACGACCCCAAACUGCAGGAGCUCAUGAAGGUGCUCAUAGACUGGAUCAACGACGUGCUGGUCGGGGAAAGGAUCAUCGUUAAGGACCUGGCUGAGGAUCUUUAUGAUGGCCAGGUUCUUCAGAAGCUCUUUGAGAAGCUGGAGGGGGAGAAGCUUAACGUGGCCGAGGUGACGCAGUCGGAGAUCGCCCAGAAACAGAAGCUCCAGACGGUGCUGGAGAAGAUCAACGACACACUGCGGGUCUCUCCCCGGAACGUCAAGUGGAACGUUGACUCGGUCCACGCGAAGAGUGUGGUGGCCAUCCUUCACCUGCUGGUGGCGCUGUCCCAGCACUUCCGAGCACCCAUCAGACUCCCAGACCAUGUGUCCAUUCAAGUGGUGGUGGUUCAGAAACGAGAGGGGAUUCUGCAGUCCAGGCAAAUCCAGGAGGAGAUCACUGGCAAUACUGAGGCCUUAUCAGGAAGACAUGAGCGGGACGCAUUUGACACCUUGUUUGACCACGCGCCGGACAAGCUCAAUGUUGUCAAAAAGACCCUGAUCACCUUUGUGAACAAGCACUUGAACAAGCUGAAUCUGGAGGUCUCUGAACUGGACACACAGUUUGCCGAUGGGGUGUACCUUGUGUUGCUGAUGGGACUCCUGGAGGGGUACUUCGUUCCCCUCUACAACUUCUUCCUCACCCCUGAAAACUUUGAACAAAAGGUGCACAAUGUGUCAUUCUCCUUUGAGCUGAUGCAGGACGGAGGCUUGGAGAAGCCCAAACCCAGACCUGAGGAUAUCGUGAAUUGCGACCUGAAGUCGACAUUGAGGGUGCUCUACAACCUCUUUACCAAAUACAGGAAUGUGGACUAAAUGGAUGUGACCACUGUCAUUGUUCCUAGGGCAACCGGUCCUCUCACUGAUCCUCUAGGUGUCUCACCCUCACCUGGGUUCAAAAAUAAAACAUGCUUUACCUGCAGAUCACAGCAAUUCCAACUGAAUCACAGAGAAAUACAUUGUUGUAAACACUAACCCUAUAUAAAAGCCACCUUGUGAAUAAGGAGGAUGGCUUUUAAAUACAACUAUAUCUAUAUAUUCAUAUAAAUGUUGUAUAGUUUCCUUAUACUUUUAAACUUUUAAAGGAGAGCUAAGUCUUAUUGAUAUAACAUGCCAAAAACUUAAUUGUGUUCUUUUCAUGUUAUUAAUCCAAGGUCAUCUUAAAACAAGAUGUUGAUGUUGUCUUCAUUUUGCUACUAAAGAUAUGAAGUUAGAUUCUCAGUGUUAAUUGAUUGUCAUGUGUUACACAACAGUGAUUGACUAAAGCAUCCAAAUUAGGAUGCUAUUCGGGGGGAAAAUUACAUUGAAACUAAAACUGAGGUGCAGCUUCAUCUGAUCU